ACCCCCCACCCCCUAGGGGGCGGGACCGACGGGUUGGGCCCUCUAGCGGGCCCCUCCUCCCUCACGCCGCGACCUCCGACUCGAGGGGAGGGGCCCGGAGGAGACUGGCGGCUCUUUCCUCGUUUGAGGGCGCUACGUCCUUCUCAUUGGCUGACCGGCGUUCCUCCGGUCGCUCAUUUUUUCCGUCAUAGACGCAGCGCGAUGACGUAGCACCCCCGACAUUCCACGUCCAAGAUGGCCGCAGUCGGCAAGGAGAGACGUCGCUAAGGGGCUUACCUCGGGCAAGGGGAUUCUAACAUUUUUCCGAAAGUCUUUUGGAAGGAACAAGUCUACUUCAAUAAAUGAAGGAGAAUAAAGAAAAUUCAAGCCCUUCAGUAACCUCAGCAAACCUGGACCACACAAAACCAUGUUGGUACUGGGAUAAAAAAGACUUGGCUCAUACACCGUCACAGCUAGAAGGACUUGAUCCGGCCACUGAGGCCCGGUACCGCCGAGAAGGGGCGCGGUUCAUCUUUGAUGUGGGCACACGUUUGGGACUACACUAUGACACCCUGGCAACUGGAAUAAUUUAUUUUCAUCGGUUCUAUAUGUUCCAUUCCUUCAAGCAGUUUCCAAGAUAUGUAACAGGAGCUUGUUGUCUCUUUCUGGCUGGGAAAGUAGAAGAAACACCAAAAAAAUGUAAAGAUAUCAUCAAAACAGCACGGAGUUUAUUAAAUGAUGUGCAGUUUGGCCAGUUUGGAGAUGACCCAAAGGAAGAAGUAAUGGUUCUGGAGAGAAUCUUACUGCAGACCAUAAAGUUUGAUUUACAGGUAGAACAUCCGUACCAAUUCCUACUCAAGUAUGCAAAACAACUCAAAGGUGACAAAAACAAAAUCCAAAAAUUGGUUCAAAUGGCAUGGACAUUCGUCAAUGACAGUCUCUGCACGACCUUGUCACUACAGUGGGAACCGGAGAUCAUAGCAGUGGCAGUGAUGUAUCUUGCGGGACGUUUGUGCAAAUUUGAAAUACAGGAAUGGACCUCCAAACCCAUGUACAGGAGAUGGUGGGAGCAGUUCGUGCAAGACGUCCCUGUGGAUGUUUUGGAAGACAUUUGCCACCAAAUCCUGGAUCUGUACUCACAAGGGAAACAACAGAUGCCUCAUCACACCCCCCACCAGCUGCAGCAGCCCCCAUCUCUCCAGCCUACACCACAAGUGCCACCAGUGCCACCGUCACAGCCGCCUCCAGGCCCCGAGCCGCCCCAGCCCCCGCAGAAGGACUCACAGCAGCCGGCCCAACAGCCACCGCCGCCGCCCGCCCAGCCACCCAAGAAACCAUCCCCGCAGCCUAGUCCCCCCCGGCAGGCGAAGCGAGCCGUGGUUGUUUCUCCCAAAGAAGAGAACAAAGCAGCAGAACCACCACCACCUAAAAUUCCCAAAAUCGAGCCCACUCACCCUCCAUUGCCUCCAGCCCAUCCGCCUCCAGAUCGGAAGCCACCCCUCGCAGCCGCCUUGAGUGAGGCCGAGCCACCAGGCCCCGUGGAAGCCAGUGACCUCCCCAAGGUCCAGAUCCCUCCUCCGGCCCACCCGGCGCCCGUGCACCAGCCUCCACCGCUACCGCACCGGCCGCCACCGCCGCCGCCCUCCAGCUACAUGACGGGGAUGUCCACCAGCAGCUCCUACAUGUCCGGGGAGGGCUACCAGAGCCUGCAGUCCAUGAUGAAGACCGAGGGCCCCUCCUACGGGGCGCUGCCCCCCGCCUACGGCCCGCCGGCCCACUUGCCCUACCACCCCCACGUCUACCCACCCAACCCACCCCCGCCGCCUGUGCCCCCGCCCCCCACCUCCUUCCCGCCACCUGCCAUCCCUCCCCCAACUCCUGGCUACCCCCCGCCCCCGCCCACCUACAACCCCAACUUCCCACCCCCGCCCCCUCGCCUGCCCCCCACCCACGCGGUCCCGCCGCACCCGCCCCCAGGCCUGGGCCUGCCGCCGGCCAGCUACCCACCCCCGGCAGUGCCCCCGGGGGGACAGCCCCCUGUGCCCCCGCCCAUCCCCCCACCCGGCAUGCCUCCUGUCGGGGGGCUGGGGCGGGCAGCCUGGAUGAGAUAACCUUUGACGCCUCUCUUUUCCUUUGUUGUUUUUUUUAAAAGUUUUUCUAAUCAACUUGAAAAGUAGUUUAAGUGGGUAAGCAGCAGGGUACCUCGAAUAAUCUGGACAGUUGCAGUGUGGGAAGAAGUGGAUAGGACCCCGGAGAUGAAAUCAGAGUGCUCCUGCGCACCUGGAGAGUGGACACAGCAGCCCUCGGGGGGCCCAGGCCGCCGGCUGUGACGCCGCCGCCUCUCUGGUCUCAGCCGCGUCCUCGGGCCCUGCACUGGGUUGCUUCACACUGGAGAGGAUGUUCACCAGCCAUGCUGGUCCAACGCGCAGCUUCGGUGAGGAGCGCGUUUCCUUCUGGAAACUCAGUUCUCAGUCGUCCAGUUCCCUCUGAAGUCAAGCUCUUGUCAUUGCUGUCAUUCACUGUGUUCCCGCUGUGGCUCCCAGGCCAGAUGAACGGCUGUUUCAUUUAGAGAGGACCCACACCCUUUGUGUUGAAGUUACUCGGAAGGGGUUGCCUUGCUUGGAUGACUCUCUUCUUUUUCCUCCAGGGAGAAAGGGAGAGAUGUUCUUGGAAGUAAUGUAUGUUUACAUCAAUUUGCAAAUUCCUAUACAUAGAGAUAUAUUUUUUAAGUGUGAAUGUAACAACAUACUGUGAAUUCCAUCUUGGUUACAAACGAGACUCCUUCAGUCAGUUACCCAAAUAAAAUCAGUUCUGAAAUGGC
Messenger RNA from Capra hircus (goat), 2800 nucleotides. RefSeq names its product cyclin K (gene CCNK). The record is from RefSeq and is a predicted model, not a curated record. Gene Ontology annotation, biological process: regulation of transcription by RNA polymerase II; positive regulation of DNA-templated transcription, elongation. Gene Ontology annotation, molecular function: cyclin-dependent protein serine/threonine kinase activator activity. NCBI's taxonomy places the organism in Eukaryota, Metazoa, Chordata, Mammalia, Artiodactyla, Bovidae. The coding region runs from base 342 to 2090 and encodes 582 amino acids. Gene Ontology annotation, cellular component: cyclin/CDK positive transcription elongation factor complex; nucleus. The transcript has 11 exons.